Mastomys coucha (southern multimammate mouse) is the source of this 19509-nucleotide messenger RNA. RefSeq names its product adhesion G protein-coupled receptor V1 (gene Adgrv1). The record is from RefSeq and is a predicted model, not a curated record. The coding region runs from base 312 to 19199 and encodes 6295 amino acids. Gene Ontology annotation, molecular function: G protein-coupled receptor activity. NCBI's taxonomy places the organism in Eukaryota, Metazoa, Chordata, Mammalia, Rodentia, Muridae. Gene Ontology annotation, biological process: G protein-coupled receptor signaling pathway; negative regulation of adenylate cyclase activity; cell communication. The transcript is spliced from 90 exons. Gene Ontology annotation, cellular component: membrane.
UGGAAGAGUCCAUUAGUCAUGGCCAAGGCGGGGAGUUCACCACGCCAGAGUGCGGACCUGGCUGCCCGCUGCGCAGAGGACGGCCUGCUGCCAGGACCGUCACCCCCGCUCAGCCGAUCAGGUGAGCCCAGCCAGGGGCCAGAGUCCUAUUGGAGUAGAGGAGCGCUAGGGGGAGGGGAGAGGAUGAAGUCUUACGCUAGAAGGCACAGUGCGGGAAAGGAUUAGCGGCGGAGGAGGACGAGGACUUUGCAGAGGGGCAACGCUGGGUAUGAAGGGAGGCCCCGCACCAGCGGGGACCAAAGGACACGCAGAUGUCGAUGACCUCAGAGCCAGGGAUGACCUCUUCAUUUUUAUUAGUAUAUCUGUCAGCCUUGUUCAUCUCUUUUGUAUUUGGAGAAGCAGAAAUAAGAUUCACUGGACAGACAGAGUUUUUCGUUAAUGAGACGAGUACCACAGUCAUUCGUCUUGUCAUCGAGAGGAUAGGAGAGCCAGCAAAUGUUACUGCCAUUGUGUCGCUGAAUGGAGAAGACACCGGUGACUUUUUUGAUACAUAUGCUGCCGCAUUUAUCCCUGCCGGAGGAACGAACAGGACAGUGUACAUAGCAGUUUGUGAUGACGAUCUUCCAGAGCCCGAUGAAACUUUCACUUUUCACUUGACAUUACAGAAACCCUCAGCAAAUGUGAAACUUGGAUGGCCAAGGGCUGCUUCCGUGACAAUCCUAUCAAAUGACAAUGCAUUUGGAAUUAUUUCCUUUAGCACGCCCUCAUCAAUCUCAGUGAUUGAACCAAGGAACAGAAAUGCAUCGGUACCUCUUACUCUCAUCAGGGAAAAAGGGACCUAUGGAAUGGUUACCGUGACUUUUGAUGUAUCAGGUGGUCCAAAUCCCCCUGAGGAAGAUUUGAAUCCAGUGAGAGGAAAUAUCAGCUUUCCACCUGGCAGAGCAACCAUAAUUUACAACUUGACCAUACUUGAUGAUGAGGUACCAGAAAAUGAUGAGCUGUUUUUGAUUCAGCUGAGAAGUGUAGAAGGAGGAGCAGAGAUUAAUGCCUCUAGGAGUUCAGUUGAAAUCAUUGUGAAGAAAAAUGACAGUCCUGUGAACUUCAUGCAGAGCAUUUACCUGGUUCCAGAGGACGACCACGUACUCACUAUUCCAGUGGUUCGUGGGAAGGAUAAUGAUGGAAAUCUCAUCGGAUCUGACGAAUCCCAAGUGUCCGUCAGAUACAAAGUUAUGACUAGGGAUUCAACAGCACAUGCCCAGCAAAACAUUGACUUCAUUGAUCUUCAGCCGGAUACUACUCUUGUCUUUCCUCCUUUUGUUCAUGAAUCACACCUGAAAUUUCAGAUAAUUGACGACCUCAUACCAGAGAUAGCCGAGUCAUUUCACAUUACCUUACUAAAGAACACCUUGCAGGGAGAUGCUGUGCUAAUGGUCCCUUCUACGGUACAGGUCACCAUUAAGCCAAAUGACAAGCCGUAUGGAGUUCUUUCAUUCAAUAGUAUUUUGUUUGAAAGGCCAGUUAUAAUUGAUGAAGAUACAGAAUCCAGAUUUGAAGAAAUUACAGUGGUUAGAAAUGGUGGCACACACGGGAAUGUCUCUGUGAGCUGGGUGUUGACACGGAACAGCAGUGAUCCCUCACCAGUGACUGCAGACAUCAGCCCUGCUUCCGGGACUCUGCAGUUCGCACAAGGGCAGAUGCUGGCCCCAAUUGCUCUCGUGGUCUUUGACGAUGAUCUUCCAGAAGAAGCUGAGGCUUACCUACUUACAAUCUUGCCUCACACCCUACAAGGAGGCGCUGAAGUGAGCGAGCCAGCACAGCUCCUGUUCUACAUUCAGGACAGCGAUGAUGUUUAUGGAGAGAUAGCCUUUUUUCCUGUGGAAAGCCAGAAGAUUGAAAGCAGCCCUAGUGAGCGAUCCUUAUCCUUGAGUUUUACGAGACGUGGGGGAAGUAAAGGAGAUGUGAAGGUGAUUUAUUCUGCACUUUAUAUUCCUGCUGGAGCUGUGGACCCCUUGAGAGCAAAAGAUGGCAUCUUAAAUACAUCCAGGAGAAGCAGCCUAUUAUUCCCAGAACAUACCCAUCAAGUCACCACAAAAUUACCAAUAAGGAAUGAUGCAUUCCUCCAGAAUGGGGCCCACUUCCUAGUGCAGUUGGAAGCUGUGAUGUUGGUGAACAUAUUUCCUCUGAUUCCAUCAGUAAGUCCCAGAUUUGGGGAAAUCAGAAAUAUUUCAUUACUGGUUACUCCAGCCAUUGCAAAUGGUGAAAUUGGUUUUCUUAGCAACCUUCCAAUCAUUUUGCAUGAACCCAAAGAUUCUGCUGCUGAGAUGGUAUGUAUCCCCCUGCAUCGAGAUGGGACUGAUGGCCAGGCUACUGUGUACUGGAGUUUGCAGCCCUCUGGCUUUAAUUCAAAAGCAGUAACUGUGGAUGAUACAGGUCCCUUUAAUGGCUCUGUUGUGUUUUUAUCUGGACAAAGCGACACAUCCAUCAACAUUACUGUCAAAGGAGAUGACAUACCGGAGUUGAAUGAAACUGUAACCCUUUCUCUAGACAGGGUGAGUGUGGACAGUGAUGUCCUAAAAUCAGGCUAUACUAGCCGAGACUUGAUUAUUUUGGAAAAUGAUGACCCCGGAGGCAUUUUUGAAUUUUCUUAUGAUUCUAGAGGACCCUAUGUUAUAAAAGAAGGAGAUGCUGUGGAGCUCCGAAUUACUCGAUCCAGGGGCUCGCUUGUUAAACAGUUCCUCCGCUUUCACGUGGAACCCCGAGAGAGCAAUGAAUUCUACGGAAACACGGGGGUGCUGGAAUUCACUCCAGGAGAAAGGGAAGUAGUGAUCACCCUACUCACCAGACUGGAUGGCACGCCAGAGUUGGACGAGCACUUCCGGGUGGUCCUCAGCAGCCAUGGCGAAAGGGAGAGCAAGCUAGGCAGUGCUACCCUUGUCAACAUAACAAUUCUAAAAAACGACGAUCCUCAUGGGAUUGUAGAAUUUGUUUCCGAUGGUUUGACUGCAUCGAUAAAAGAAAGCAAAGGGGAGGAUGUCUAUCAUGCUGUUUAUGGUGUAAUACGAACCCGAGGCCACUUUGGUGCUGUUAAUGUAUCAUGGGUGAUUAGUCCAGACUUUACGCAAGAUGUGUUUCCUGUGCAAGGAACUGUUUGUUUUGAAGAUCAAGAAUUUUUUAAAAACAUCACUGUUUACUCCCUCGUAGAUGAAAUUCCAGAAGAGAUGGAGGAAUUCACCAUUCUCCUACUUAAUGCCACUGGAGGAGCUCAAAUAGGAAACAGGACAACUGCCUUCCUGAGGAUUCUAAGGAAUGAUGACCCCAUUUACUUUGCAGAGCCUUGUGUUGUGAGGGUCCAGGAGGGUGAGACUGCCAACUUUACAGUUCUCAGAAAUGGAUCUGUUGACGUGGCCUGCACUGUUCAAUAUGCUACUAUGGAUGGAAAGGCUUCAGGAGGAGAGGGAGACUUUGUUCCUUUUGAGAAAGAAGAAACCCUUGUGUUUGAAGUCGGAAGCAGAGAGCAGAGUAUAUCUGUAUAUGUCAAUGACGAUGGAAUCCCAGAAACAGAUGAGCCUUUUUAUAUAAUCCUGUUCAAUUCAACAGGUGACACAGUAGUUUAUGAGUAUGGGAUAGCUACAGUCAUAAUUGAAGCCAAUGAUGACCCAAAUGGUGUUUUCUCUCUGGAGCCCAUAGACAAAGCGGUGGAAGAAGGAAAGACAAAUGCAUUUUGGAUUUUACGGCACCGAGGCCACUUCGGCAAUGUCUCUGUGACUUGGCAGCUGUUCCAGAAUGCUUCUCUGAAGCCUGGACAAGAGUUCUAUGAAACAUCGGGGACUGUUAACUUCACAGACGGAGAAGAAACUAAAGCAGUAACUCUCCGUGCAUUCCCAGAUAGGAUUCCUGAAUUCAAUGAAUUUUAUAUUCUAAGACUUGUAAAUAUUUCAGGUCCCGGAGGCCAACUAGCUGAAACCAACCUUCAGGUGACAGUCAUGAUUCCAUUCAAUGAUGAUCCAUUUGGGAUUUUCAUCUUAGAUCCAGGGUGUCUAGAGAGAGAAGUGGCUGAAGACGUCCUCUCAGACGACGACAUGUCUUAUAUUACCAGCUUCACCAUUUUGCGACAACAGGGUGCCUUUGGUGAUGUACGGCUUGGCUGGGAGGUACUGUCCAGAGAGUUCUCUGAUGGCCUUCCACCAAUGAUCGACUUUCUGCUGCUGGGAGUUUUUCCAAGCACUGUGCCUUUGCAGCCACAUAUGCGACGUCACCACAGUGGAACCGAUGUCCUGUACUUCAGUGGACUAGAGGGUGCCUUUGGGACUGUGGAUCCCAAGUACCAGCCCUCCAGGAAUAACACAAUUGCCAACUUUACAUUUUCAGCUUGGGUGAUGCCUAAUGCCAAUACGAAUGGAUUUCUCAUGGCCAAGGAUGACAGUCAUGGCAGCAUCUACUAUGGGGUAAAAAUCCAAACAAAUGAAACCCACCUGACUCUUUUCCUUCAUUAUAAAACUUCUGGAUCAAAUGUUACAUAUAUUGCCAAGAGCACUGUCAUAAAAUAUUUAGAAGAAGGUGUUUGGCUUCAUGUUUUAAUCAUCUUAGAUGAUGGCAUAAUUGAAUUCUAUCUGGACGGAAAUGCAAUGCCCAGAGGCAUAAAGAGUCUGAAAGGAGAAGCCAUUACUGAUGGUCCUGGGAUCCUGAGAAUUGGGGCAGGGAUGGAUGGUGGUGACAGAUUCACAGGUUGGAUGCAGGAUGUGAGGACCUAUGAGCGCAAACUGACUCCCGAAGAGAUUUACGAACUUCAUGCUAUGCCUGCAAGGAAUGAUUUACACCCGAUUUCUGGGUAUCUGGAGUUCAGACAAGGAGAAACUAACAAGUCAUUCAUUAUUGCUGCAAGAGAUGACAGUGAGGAGGAAGGAGAAGAAUUAUUCCUUCUUAAACUGGUCUCUGUGUAUGGCGGGGCUCAGAUUUCUGAGGAAAAUAGUACUGCUCGGCUAAGGAUACAGAAAAGUGACAAUGCCAAUGGCCUGUUUGGCUUCACUGGAGCUUGUAUACCAGAGAUGACAGAAGAGGGGUCCACCGUUUCCUGUGUGGUAGAGCGAACCAGGGGAGCUCUGGGUUACGUUCAUGUUUUCUACACCGUUUCCCAGAUCGAGUCAGAAGGCAUCAAUUACCAUGUUGAUGAUUUUGCUAAUGCAAGUGGCACUAUCACCUUCCUGCCUUGGCAGAGGUCUGAGGUCCUGAAUCUAUAUGUUCUUGAUGAGGACAUUCCUGAGCUAAAUGAGUAUUUCCGGGUGACAUUGGUGUCUGCAGUUCCAGGAGAUGGAAAACUUGGUUCAACUCCCACCAGUGGUGCCAGCAUAGAUCCUGAGAAGGAAACCACAGACAUCACUGUCAGAGCUAGUGACCAUCCUUAUGGCUUGAUGCAGUUCUCCACAGGGUUGCCUCCUCAGCCUGAAGAUGCAGCGAGCCUGCCUGCCAGCACUGUGCCACACAUCACAGUGCAGGAAGAGGAUGGGGAGAUCCGUUUACUGGUCAUUCGUGCGCAAGGGCUCCUUGGCCGUGUGACUGUAGGAUUUAGAACAGAAUCACUGACAGCAUUUAGUCCAGAGGACUACCAGGGUAUUGCUGGCACAUUAGAAUUUCAAUCAGGAGAAAGAUAUAAAUAUAUUUUUGUCAACAUCACUGAUAAUUCCAUCCCUGAACUGGAAAAAUCUUUUAAAGUUGAGUUGUUAAACUUGGAUGGAGGAGUGUCUGAACUCUUUAGGGUUGAUGGCAGUGGCAGUGGAGAAGGGGACACGGAUUUCUUCCUUCCACCUGUUGUCACGCAUGCCAGUCUAGGAGUAGCUUCCCAGAUUCUGGUGACCAUUGCUGCCUCCGACCAUGCUCAUGGGGUGUUUGAAUUCAGCCCUGAGUCGCUCUUUGUCAGUGGAACUGAACCAGAGGAUGGAUAUAGUACUGUCAUAUUAAAUGUCACACGGACUCAGGGAGCUCUGUCUCCAGUGACUUUGCAAUGGAAGGUAGACUCUGACCCAGAUGGGGAUCUCGCCGUCACAUCUGGCAACAUCACAUUUGAGAUUGGGCAGAGGAUUGCCUCCAUCACUGUGGAAAUAUUACCAGAUGAAGAGCCAGAGCUCGACAAGGCACUCACUGUAUGGAUCCUCAAUGUGUCCAGUGGCUCCUUGGGAGUUCUUACAAAUGCCACAUUGACAAUUUUGGCUAGUGACGAUCCUUAUGGGGUGUUCAUUUUUCCUAACAAAACUAGACCUAUGAGUGUUGAAGAAGCAAACCAGAAUGUCACAUUAUCGAUAAUAAGGUUGAAAGGCCUCAUGGGAGAAGUUGCAAUCUCAUAUGCAACCAUAGAUGAUAUGGAAAAACCACCAUAUUUCCCACCUAAUUUAGCUAGAGCCACUCAAGGAGGAGAUUACAUAUCAGCCUCUGGAUUGGCUCUUUUCAGGGCUAAUCAGACCGAGGCAUCAAUCACUAUUUCAAUCCUGGAUGAUGAUGAACCAGAACAGUCAGAAUCUGUGUUCAUUGAACUGUUCAAUUCUUCCUUAGUAGACAAAGUACAGAGUCGCCCAAUCUCGCAUUCUCCACGCCUUGGGCCUAAGGUGGAGACUGUGGCCCACCUCAUUAUUGUUGCCAAUGAUGAUGCAUUUGGAACUGUACAGCUGUCUGCAUCGACUGUUCAUGUAGCAGAAAAUCAUGUUGGACCCAUUAUCAAUGUGACUCGAACAGGAGGAACAUUUGCAGAUGUUUCUGUUAAGUUUAAAGCUGUGCCAAUAACCGCAGCAGCAGGUGAGGAUUAUAGUAUAGCGUCCUCAGACGUGGUCUUGCUGGAAGGGGAAACCACUAAAGCUGUGCCAAUAUAUAUCAUUAAUGACAUCUACCCUGAGCUGGAAGAAACCUUUCUUGUGCAGCUACUGAAUGAGACGACAGGCGGAGCCACGCUGGGGCCUCUAAGAGAGGCGGUCAUUACCAUAGAGGCUUCUGAUGACCCCUAUGGACUGUUUGGUUUUCAGAAUACUAAAUUUAUUGUAGAGGAACCUGAGUUUAACUCAGUGAGGGUAAACGUGCCAAUAAUUCGAAAUUCUGGGACACUCGGCAAUGUUACUGUUCAAUGGGUUGCCAUCAUUAAUGGACAGCUUGCUACUGGCGACCUGCGAGUUGUCUCAGGUAAUGUGACCUUUGCCCCUGGGGAAACCAUUCAAACCUUGUUGUUAGAGGUCCUGGCUGACGACGUUCCGGAGAUUGAAGAGGUUGUCCAGGUGCAACUAGCUGCUGCCUCUGGCGGAGGUACAAUUGGGUUAGAUCGAGUAGUGAAUAUUGUUAUACCUGCCAAUGAUAACCCUUAUGGCUCAGUAGCCUUUGUUCAGUCCAUUUAUCGUGUCCAAGAGCCUCUGGAGAGAAGUUCCUAUGCUAACAUAACUGUCAGGAGAAGCGGAGGACACUUUGGUCGCCUGCUGUUAGUCUACAGUACUUCUGAUAUUGAUGUAGUGGCUCUUGCAGUUGAGGAAGGUGAGGAUGUAUUAUCCUACUAUGAGUCACCAACUCAAGAGAUGCCCGACCCACUCUGGAGAACUUGGGUGAACAUGUCUGCAGUGGAGGAGACACAGUAUACCUGUGCCACUUUGUGUCUCAAGGAACAUGCCUGCUCAGCGUUUUCAGUUGUCAGUGGUGCCGACCGUCCUCAGUGCUUCUGGAUGACUUCAUGGGUCAGCUUAACUGUGAACAGCUCAGACUUCCAAACCUACAAGAAGAACAUGACUAGGGUGGCCUCUCUUUUUAGUGGCCAGGCAGUUGCUGGUAGUGACUAUGAGCCUGUGACAAGGCAGUGGGCUGUGAUGCUAGAAGGUGAUGAGUUUGCAAAUCUUACUGUUUCUGUACUUCCUGAUGAUGUUCCCGAGAUGGAUGAAAGUUUCCUAAUUUCUCUCUUUGAAGUUCACCUUAUGAACAUCUCAGACAGUUUUAAAAACCAGCCAACCAUAGGACAUCCGAAUUCUUCUGCUGUGGUCAUAGGACUGAAUGGCGAUGCCUUUGGAGUAUUCAUGAUCUACAGUGUUAGUCCAAAUACCUCGGAAGAUGGCUUAUGUGUGGAAGUGCAGGAACAGCCACAAACCUCAGUGGAACUGGUUAUCCACAGGACAGGAGGCAGCCUGGGGCAGGUGAUGGUUGAAUGGCGCAUUGUUGGUGGAACAGCUACUGAAGGUUUAGAUUUUAUAGGUGCCGGAGACAUUCUUACUUUUGCAGAAGGUGAAACCAAAAAGACGGCCAUUUUAAACAUUUUGGAUGACUCUGAGCCAGAGGACGAUGAAAGUGUCCUUGUCCGUCUGGUGGCCACCGAGGGUGGAAGCAGAAUCCUGCCCAGCUCAGACACCGUGACAGUCAACAUCUUGGCAAAUGACAAUGUGGCAGGAAUUGUCAGCUUUCAGACAGCUUCCAGAUCUGUCAUAGGCCACGAAGGAGAAAUGCUGCAGUUCCAUGUGAUAAGAACACCCCCAGGUCGAGGGAAUGUCACUGUCAACUGGAAAGUUCUUGGACAAAAUCUAGAAGUCAAUUUUGCUAACUCUACGGGCCAACUCUUCUUCUCUGAGGGUACGUUGAAUAAAACAAUAUUUGUACAUUUGUUGGAUGACAAUAUUCCUGAGGAGAAAGAAGUAUACCAGGUUGUUCUGUAUGAUGUCAAGACGCAAGGAGUCUUACCAGCAGGAGUUGCUCUGCUUGAUGCCCAGGGAUAUGCAGCUGUGCUGACAGUCGAAGCCAGCGAUGAGCCACAUGGCGUUUUAAACUUUGCUCUCUCCUCAAGAUUUGUUGUGCUCCAGGAAGCUAAUGUAACAAUUCAGCUCUUCGUCAACAGAGAGUUCGGAUCUCUAGGAGCCAUCAAUGUCACAUAUGCCACUGUUCCUGGAAUAGUAAGCCUGAAAAACGACACCGAAGGAAACCCAGCAGAGCCAGAGGCUGACUUCGUCCCUGUGGUGGGCUUUCUGGUUUUAGAGGAAGGGGAAACAACGGCAGCCAUCAGUAUCACUGUCCUCGAGGAUGAUAUACCAGAGCUAAAAGAAUAUUUCUUGGUGAAUUUAACUCAUGUUGAUCUCAUUAUGGCUCCUCUGACUUCAUCUCCUCCCAGACUAGAUUCAGAAGGCUUGACUGCACAGAUUAUCAUAGAUGCCAAUGAUGGUGCCCAAGGUGUGAUUGAAUGGCAACGUAGCAGAUAUGAAGUGAAUGAAACCCAUGGCAUUGUAACACUGGUAGCGCAGAGGAGCCGAGUGGCCCUUGGCCAGGUGUCCUUAUUUAUGUAUGCCCAGAAUCUAGAGGCUCAGAUGGGGCUGGAUUACAUUUGCACUCCACAGAUUCUUCAUUUUGCUGAUGGAGAAAGGUUUAAGCAUGUGGACGUUGUGAUUCUGGAUGAUGACAUUCCAGAAGGAGAUGAAAGAUUUCAGUUGAUAUUAACAAAUCCUUCUCCUGGACUAGAGCUGGGGAAAAAUUCCAUAGCUUUGAUUACUGUCCUUGCCAAUGACGAUGGUCCUGGAGUUCUGUCCUUUAACAACAGUGGGCACAUAUUCCUCAGGGAACCGACAUCUCUCUACGUGCAGGAGAGUGUAGCAGUCUUAAUCAUUGUUCGGGAGCCAGCCCAAGGUCUAUUUGGAACGGUGGCAGUUCAGUUUGCUGUGACAGAAGCCAACUCCUCAACUGAAUCUAAGGAUCUGGCUCCUUCCAAGGGCUUCAUUGUUCUAGAGGAGGGCGUUCGCUACAAGGCCCUGCACAUCUCUGCCAUAUUAGACACGGAACCAGAAAUGGACGAGCAUUUUGUCUGCACCCUGUUUAAUCCAACAGGAGGUGCUAGACUAGGAGCCCAUGUUCAAACCUUGAUAACAGUUUUGCAAAACCAGGCUCCUUUGGGACUAUUCAGUAUCUCUGCUGUUGAAAAUAGGGCUACUUCUAUAGAUGUUGAAGAAUCCAACAGGAGUGUGUACCUCAAUGUGUCACGUACAAAUGGCCUUGAUUUGGCUGUGAGUGUACAGUGGGAGACAGUAUCUGAAACAGCUUUUGGCAUGAGGGGAAUGGACGUUGUCUUUUCAAUAUUUCAAAGUUUUUUUGGUGAGACAGCAUUAGACUGGUGUUUCUUUCAUGUUGAAGAUUCAGUUUAUGGUGUGAUGUUAAGAAAAUCCUCAGUAGUUGUUUAUCGAUGGCAAGGGACUUUUGUUCCAGUUGAGGACUUAAAUGUAGAAAGUCCUAAAGCUUGUGAGGCCUUUACUAUUGGUGUUUCCCCAUAUCUUGUGAUUACUCAUGGGGAAAGAAAUGGAGAAAAGCCUUCCAUUAACAGUGUGUACAUGCUCACUUCUGGAUUCAGAUUAUUCCUGGUACAGACAAUUGUUAUUUCGGGAAGUUGUCAAGUAAGACAUUUCACCUCAGAUAGUCAAGACUACUUCAUCAUUGCAAGUCAAAGAAAUGAUUCUGAAUUAACUCAGGUUUUCAGAUGGAAUGGAAACAACUUUGCCUGGCAUCAGACAUUGCCUGUCCAAGGUGUACUGGGCAUGGCCUUGUUCAGCAGGGGAGACUCUGUCUUCUUAGCCAUUUCUCAAGCUAACAUCAGACGAACCCCCCUGUUAUUUAUGUGGUCUGGUAGUCAGUUUAUUAACUUUCAAGAACUGUCCAUCAGUGGGAUAACACAAGUUGAGGCUCUGUCUUCGGGCGAUGAUUUUUACUUAUUUUUUGCCAAAAAUACAUUUCUAGGAAGUCAGAAUGCAAUCGACAUUUUCGUCUGGGAGAUGGGACAGUCAUCUUUGAGAUAUUUCCAAUCCCUUGACUUUGAUGCUGUUAACAGAAUCCGUUCCUUCACACCAGCUUCUGGAAUAGUCCACAUACUUCUAACUGCCCAAGACCGGUCUGCUCUUUACUGCUGGAACUCAGAGCUGAAUGCCUUCUCUUUCGUUCUGGAGGUGCCUGCUGCACGUGAUGCAGCUUUUGUUACAGUGAAGUCACUUAAUUCAAGCAAGACUUUAAUUGCUUUAGUGGGAGCUACUGACUCCCAUUUAUAUGACCUGACCUACGUCUCCAGCCAGUCUGACUUUAUUCCUAGUUUAGGCGAACUGAUAUUUGAACCCGGCGACAAGGAAGCAAUCAUAGCAGUAAAUGUCCUUGAUGACACAGUUCCUGAAGAAGAAGAAUCCUUCAGAGUUCAGCUUAAAAACCCAAGAGGAGGAGCAGAGAUUGGCAGUAACAGUUAUGUGAGAGUCACUGUUCUCUCCAAUGAUGAUGCCUAUGGAGUUGUAGCAUUUGCCCAGAACUCAUUGCAGAAACAGUUGGAGGAAUUGGAGCGAGAUAGCCUGGUAACCCUGAAUGUUGAACGCUCGAAAGGAACGCACGGCCGCAUAACUGUAUUAUGGGAAGCAGCCGGAAGUGUCAGUGAUGUAUUUCCCACCUCAGGAGUGAUUUCAUUCGCAGAGGACCAGGCACUGUCUACAAUCACUCUGACUGUCCUUGCGGAUGAUCUGCCAGAAUUAUCUGAGGCUGUCGUUGUAUCACUUACCCGGAUUGUCACAGAAGGGGUCGAGGACCCAUCAAAAGGUGCCACAAUUGACCAGAGCAGAAGCAAGUCUGUGCUGACCAUCCUGCCCAGUGACUCACCCUAUGGUGUGGUUAGCUGGCACACCGAGUCUCUCUUCACUAGAGUGCCAGAGCCCACAGGGAAUAUCACUGUUGUUCAGUUACAUAUUAUUCGAGACAAAGGACUAUUUGGGGACAUAUCCAUUCACUUGAUAGCAAAACCUAAUUUCUUAUUACACAUCAAUAAUCAAGCUACUGAGAAUGAAGAUUUUGUGUUGCAAGACUCAGUAAUAAUAAUGAAAGAAAACAUAAAAGAAACUCAUGCUGAAGUUGCCAUUUUACCAGAUGAAGUUCCUGAGCUGGACGAAGGACUCAUUGUCACCAUCGCUGCAAUGAACCUGGUGAACCCCAACUUCCCUGCAGAGCAGCCCCGUGUGCGGAGGCCAAGGAUGGAAUCAGCAGAGAUAAUGAUUGAAGAAAAUGAUGAUCCCAGGGGGAUUUUUAACUUUCAUGUUGUCAGAGAUGUUGGUGGAGUCAUUACUGCUCAUGAGGGGCCUCCGCCUUUGAAUGUUCUUCAAGUUUCUGUUGUCCGGAUGGCUGGAAGCUUUGAGACAGUGAAUGUUUAUUGGAAAGCAACACCAGACAGUGCCAGCCUGAAGGACUUUGAACCGCCUCAUGGGAUGCUCCAAUUUGCUGAUGGACAGGUCAUUGCACCAAUACACAUAACUAUAGUUGAUGAUACUGAGUUUGAGCUCUUGGAAACAUUCAGCAUCUCUUUAGUGAACGUGACUGGUGGUGGCCGACUAGGAGAUGAUGUUUUGGUGAAUGUUGUCAUACCACCGAAUGAUUCGCCCUUUGGAAUGUUUGGAUUUCAAGAGAAAACUGUAAUGAUUGAUGGAUCCCUUUUGUCUGAUGACCCUGAUUCAUAUGUGACACUGACUGUCGUCCGGUCCCCAGGAGGAAAAGGAGCUGUCCGACUUCACUGGGCUAUUGAAGAGAAGGCCAAAGAAGACCUCAGUCCUUUGAAUGGGACACUAUAUUUUGAUGAGACUGACUCCCAGAAGUCUGUUAUAUUGCACACACUUCAAGACAGCAUGCUGGGGGAAGACAGACGCUUCACCAUUGAGUUAAUAGCUGCUGACGAGGUAGAAAUAUCUCCAAUGAAAGGUAGUGCAUCAGUCAUCAUUCGAGGAGAUAAGAGCAUAUCAGAAGUUGGAAUUGCUCCAUCAUCUAGACACAUCAUUAUUGGGGAACCCUCAGCCACAUACAACGGCACUGCCAUCAUCAUCCUUGUUCGUGGCCCAGAGGUUUCGGGGGACAUCACAGUGGGCUGGAGGAUACUGCCUCCUUCCAGGGGGGAGUUUGUUGAAACAUCAGGACAACUGACAAUGCUGGAUGGACAGUCUACUGCCACAGUAGUAAUUCAGGCUUUGAAUGAUGAUAUCCCAGAGGAGAAGUAUUAUUAUGAGUUUCAGCUCACUGGAAUCAGUGAGGGUGGGAUGCUGAAUGAAGCCAGCGUCACUGCUCGCAUCACCAUGGUGGCCAGUGACGCUCCCUAUGGCCAGUUCUCGUUUUCACAUGAGCAGCUUCACGUCUCAGAAGCAGCACAGAGGGUUAACGUCACAGUUGUCCGCUCGGGUGGCUCCUUUGGACGUGUACGGGUCUUGUAUGAGACAGGUAGCGGGACGGCUGAGGCAGGCUGGGACUUUGUUCCCACUUCAGGAGAGCUGCUCUUUGAAGCCAGAGAGAGGAUGAAAAGUCUGCACAUUGAAAUCCUUGAUGACAACCUUCCUGAAGGCCCUGAGGAAUUCGUUCUUGCCAUUACAAGAGUGGACCUCCAGGGAAGAGGGUAUGAUUUUACCAUCCAAGAAAAUGGACUUCAGAUAGAUCAACCUCCUGAAACUGGGAACAUCUCCAUUGUUCGAAUCAUAAUAAUGAAAAAUGAUAAUGCAGAAGGCAUCAUUGAAUUUGAUCCAAAGUUCACUGACAUCUCAGUGGAGGAAGAUGCUGGCGUGAUCACCCUCCCUGUCCUCAGGCUUCGUGGAACUUACGGCCGUGUGUCAGCUGAUUUCAGCUCCCGGGGCUUCUCUGCAGAUCCAGGAGGCUAUGCACUGCAUGGUAGCUCAGUCGCCUUUCAGCAUGGGCAGAACCUAAGCUUUAUAAAUGUCUCCAUCAUCGAUGACAAUGAAAGUGAAUUUGAGAAGCAGUUUGAAAUUCUGCUCGUUGGAGCUACGGGUGGAGCAAUCCUUGGGCGCCACCUAGUGAGCAAAAUCACCAUUGCCAAAAGUGACUCUCCCUUUGGCAUCAUAAGAUUUCUCAACCAAAGCAAAAUUUCUGUUCCUAACCCCAAUUCCACAAUGGCUUUGCACUUGGUGCUGGAGCGGACUGGAGGACUCUUGGGAGAGAUUCAGGUGAGCUGGGAGGUAGUAGGGCCCAAUUCUGAGGAGCCGUUACCACCACUCAAUGGAGACUUUGCAGACCCAGUGAGUGGGACUGUCUCUUUUGGAGACGGAGAAGGUGGUAUGAGAAGCAUCAUCCUCGGAGUUUGUCCUCAUGAAGAAACGGAAGCCGAGGAGACUUUCAUUGUUCAGCUUAAGCCUUUGAAAGAAGCUAAGUUAGAUCCCAGAGCUAAAGCUGUUAUACUAACAAUACAGAGGUUUGGGGAUCCGAAUGGAGUCAUUCAUUUUGCUCCUGAGUCUUUAUCUAAGAGAAGGUUCUCAGAGCCACCACCGUCAGACAGACCCAUGCUCAUAUCCUUCCUUGUCACAAGGUCCAAAGGCACCUCUGGAGACAUCACGGUGCACUGGGAGCUAAGCAGUGAGUUUGACAUCACGGGAGACUUUCUUUCCACACGAGGAUUUUUCACCAUUGCUGAUGGAGAGAGUGAAGCAAGCCUUGAUGUCCAUUUACUGCCAGAUGACGUCCCUGAGAUAGAGGAAGAAUACGUUGUCCAGCUUGUUUCUGUAGAGGGAGGUGCAGAACUAGACCUGGGAAGGUGCACCGCAAAGUUCUCUGUGUCUGCCAAUGAUGACCCGCAUGGCGUAUUUGCCCUGUAUUCAGAUCGGCAGUCAGUACUGAUAGGGCAGAACCUUGUUAGAUCCAUCCAGAUUAACGUCACCCGGCUUGCUGGAGUGCUUGGUGCUGUGGCUGUCAGAGUUCAAAUACUGUCUGAUAAUAAAGAAGACCCAGUGGCUACUGAAAAUGAAGAGAGACAGCUGGUGAUCAACAAUGGUGCCAGAUAUAAAGUAGGCUUGGUGCCCUUGAAGAAUCAGGUCUUCCUACCCCUGGGCUCUAAUUUUAGCCUGCAGUUGGUGUCAGCAAAGCUUCUGAGUGGACCCUUCUAUGGAAUACCAACGAUUCUUCCAGAAGCAAAGCAUGCUAUUCUCUCUGUUCCUGAGGAAGCUGCCAAUUCCCAGGUUGGAUUUGAAUCCACUGCUUUCCAACUCAUGGACAUCACGGCCAGCACAAGCCAAGUCAUGGUCUCCAGGAGAGGCACAUAUGGCAGGCUCGCUGUGGCCUGGACCACUGGAUACGCUCCUGGCUCGGAAAUCCCUGAGUCUGUUGUCAUUGGCAACAUGACACCAACCCUGGGGAGCCUUACAUUUGUGCAUGGAGAACAGAGGAAGGGAGUCCUGCUGUGGACAUUUCCCAGGCCCGGCCGGCCAGAGGCAUUUGUCCUUCAUCUGUCAGGCCUGAGGAGCAGUGCUGCUGGGGGAGCUCAGCUUAGAUCAGGUUUCAUUACUGCCGAAAUUGAACCCAUGGGAGUCUUCCAAUUUUCCCCUAGUUCAAGAAAUAUCACAGUGUCAGAGGAUGCACAGACGAUCCGAAUAUGUGUGCAAAGACUGUUUGGAUUUCACAGUGACCUGAUUAAAGUCUCCUACGAGAUGACUGCAGGAAGUGCCAAGCCUCUGGAGGACUUCGAACCUGUUCAGAAGGGGGAAAUUUUUUUUCAGAGAUUCCAAGCUGAGGUUGAUUUUGAAGUAACCAUUAUUAAUGAUCAGCUUCCUGAGAUAGAUGAAACAUUUUACAUUAAUCUUACCUCGGUAGAAACUAGGGGACUAGGGAAAGGGGAUGUGAGCUGGAGACCCCGCCUAAACCCAGAUCUCAGUGUUGCAGUGGUCACCAUACUGGACAAUGACGACCUGGCUGGAGUAGCUGUUUCUCUCCCUGUGACAGCAGGGACUGUGGCAGUUGAUAGCACUCUCCUUGCCAUGGAAACUGUUUCCACCACACACCCUAACAAAAACAAGAUAACCACCAUCUCAUACACCACAGAGGUGUUUGCGCCUGUUACAGAGACAGCGGGUGUGUCUGCCACCUCCGAGAAACUUGCCACCACUCACAGUGCCAUAUCUGUGAAGCCUGACAUGGUCCUGGGAACUACUCAUGCUUCAGUCUAUGGAACCCUGAGUCUCGGACCCCCCAUCAUUUAUGUGUCAGAGGAAAUGAAGAAUAACAUCCCCAGUACGGCAGAUAUCCUUAUCCAGAGGACGGGUGGGUUCACAGGGAAUGUCAGCAUAAUGGUGAAGACUUUUGGUGGAAGAUGCGCUCAGAAGGAACCCAGCGCAUGGCCCUUUCAGGAUGUCUACGGAGUUGGCAACCUGACAUGGGCGAUCGAAGAAGAAGAUUUCGAAGAACAAAUGCUCACCCUUACCUUCCUCCAUGGGGAGAGAGAACGUAAAAUCGCAGUGCAGAUUCUGGAUGAUGACGAGCCCGAGGGGCAGGAAUUCUUCUACGUGUUUCUCACAGACCCUCAAGGGGGAGCAGAGAUUGUGAGGGGAAAGGACAGCACUGGGUUUUCAGCCUUUGCUGUUGUCAUCAUCACAGGGAGUGACCUCCAUAAUGGUAUCAUAGGCUUCAGUGAGGAGUCCCAACGAGGCUUGGAACUGAGGGAAGGAGCUGAUAAGAGCACUCAGCACCUAGUAGUCACAAGGCAACCAAACAGGGCCUUUGAAGAAGUACAGGUCUUUUGGCGAGUCACACUUAACCAAACAGCUGCCAUCCUCCAGGAGAAGGGGCUAAACCUGACAGAUGAACUCCGGUUUGUGGCAGGGGUCACAACUUGCACAGUGGGCCAAACCCGAUGCUUUAUCCACCUUGAGCUCAAUCCCAAGAAGGUACGUCAAGGUGAAAUGCCUUUCUUUGUGGAGCUGUAUGACGUCACUGCUGGGGCAGCUCUAAACAACAGUGCCAGAUUUGCUCCAAUCAAAGUUUCCAAGAGCGGUGACCCUCAGAGCCUUGUUUCCUUUUCUGUGGGUUCUCGGCUGGCAGUGGCUCACAAGAAGGCAACUUUGAUCAGUUUGCAGGUGGCCAGAGAUUCUGGGACAGGAAUGAUGAUGUCUGUUAACUUUAGUACCCAGGAGCUGAGGAGUGCUGAGUCGGUUGGUCGGGUCCUCAUAUCUCCAGCUAUUUCUGGGAAGGACUUUGUGAGGACAGAAGGCACAUUGAUCUUCGAGCCUGGACAGAGAAGUGUAGUGUUGGAUGUUGUCUUAACACCAGAGACAGGGUCUUUAAAUAAAUUUCCUAAACGCUUUCAGAUUGUGCUUUUUGACCCAAAAGGUGGUGCCAGAAUUGAUAAAGUGUAUGGGACUGCCAACAUCACUCUUGUCUCUGAUGUGGAUUCACAAGCUGUCUGGGGGCUUGAAGACCUGCUACAUCAGCCUCUUCAUGAAGAUAUUAUCAACAGAGUGCUCCACAACCUCAACCUGCGAGUUGCCACGGAGAGCACAGAUGAGCAGCUCAGUGCUGUGAUGCUCAUAAUGGAAAAGAUAAUGAUGGAAGGAAAAAAUCAAGCUUUCAGUAUCAAAAGCCGAACACUUUUGUAUGAACUCCUUUGUGUUCUAAUUAACCCAAAGCGCAAAGACACUAGAGGAUUCAGCCACUUUGUGGAGGUGGCUGAGCAUUUUGCCUUUUCUCUGCUGACUGAUGUUACCUGUGGGUCACCUGGUGAAAAAAGCAAAACCAUCCUUGACAGUUGCCCAUAUUUGUCAAUUCUGGCUCUUCACUGGCACCCUCAGCAAAUCAAUGGACACAAGUUUGAAGGGAAGGAAGGUGAUUACAUUCAAAUUCCAGAGAGGUUACUGGAUGUUCCUGAGGCAGAAAUGCCGGAUGCGAAAAGUGCAUGCACAUUAGUACAGUUUGUGGAGUACAGCAGCCAGCAGUGGUUCAUUACAGGAGACAACCUUCCUGCCUUAAAAGACAAGGUGUUGUCUUUGAAUGUGAAAGGUCAGAGUGCACAACCCCUGCCUAAGAACAAUGAGCUUCUCUACAGGAUUUAUGCAGCUGAGCCUAGAAUUGUUCCUCACACAUCUCUGUGUCUCCUCUGGAAUCAGGCUGCUGCCAGCUGGUUGUCUGACGGCCAGUUUUGCAAAGUGGUUGAAGAUGCUUUGGACUAUGUGGAAUGUGCCUGUUCACACAUGUCUAUGUAUGCUGUCUACGCCCAGACUGACAACUCAUCAUCGUAUAAUGAAGCUUUUUUCUCUGCUGGGUUGAUAUGCAUUUCAGGUCUCUGCUUGGCUGUUGUUUCACACGUGUUCUGUGCCCGACACUCCAUGUUUGCAGCUAAGCUCCUGACUCACAUGAUGGCGGCCAGCUUAGGAGCUCAGAUUUUGUUCCUGGCAUCUGCAUACGCAAGUCCCCAACUCAGCGAGGAGAGCUGUUCUGCAGUGGCUGCUGUGGCUCAUUACCUGUACCUUUGCCAGUUUAGCUGGAUGCUCAUUCAGUCUGUGAACUUCUGGUACGUACUGGUGGUGAAUGACGAGCACACGGAGAGGCGGUGCCUGCUCUUCUGCCUUCUCAGCUGGGGGCUUCCAUCUUUCGUGGUGAUUCUCCUUAUAGUUAUUUUGAGAGGAAUCUAUCAUCGAAGCAUGACUCAGAUCUAUGGACUCAUUCAUGGUGACCUAUGCUUCAUCCCAAACAUCUAUGCUGCUCUGUUCACGGCUGCUCUUGUUCCUCUAAUGUGCCUCGUGGUGGUAUUUGUGGUGUUCAUUCAUGCCUACCAGCUGAAGCCGCAGUGGAAAGGUUAUGAUGAUGUCUUCAGAGGACGGACAAACGCAGCAGAAAUUCCUCUGAUUUUAUAUCUCUUCGCCCUGAUUUCUAUGACAUGGCUUUGGGGAGGACUGCAUAUGGCCUACAGACACUUCUGGAUGCUGGUUCUCUUUGUCAUUUUCAAUAGUCUGCAGGGACUUUAUGUUUUUGUGGUUUAUUUCAUUUUACACAACCAAACGUGUUGCCCUAUGAAGGCCAGCUAUACGGUGGAAAUGAAUGGUCACCCAGGACCCAGCACAGCCUUCUUCACUCCGGGGAGCGGAAUCCCUCCAGCUGGAGAGAUUAACAAGUCUACACAGAACCUCAUCAAUGCUAUGGAAGAGGUGCCAUCUGACUGGGAGAGAUCGUCCUUCCAACAGACCGGCCAGGCAAGCCCUGAUUUAAAGACAAGUCCCCAGAAUGGUGCCUCCUUCCCUUCUUCUGGAGGAUAUGGCCAGGGGUCCCUGAUAGCCGAUGAGGAGUCCCAGGAGUUUGAUGACCUGAUAUUUGCAUUAAAAACUGGUGCUGGUCUCAGUGUCAGCGACAAUGAAUCUGGUCAAGGAAGCCAGGAGGGAGGCACCUUGACUGACUCCCAGAUUGUAGAGCUCAGACGGAUACCAAUCGCUGACACCCACCUCUGAGGAUCCCAUUAACACUCUCCAGUAGAAAGAGGACAAGUUUCCUCAUUGCCUUGGCUUUUGGACUAAACUCUGUAGGCAUUUACAGCCAUGUAGUAGAGGCCUGUACUUUGUACUGAGUGAGUAAUGCAGAAGUGAUUGUUAUGUUUGGAAUAUACAUUGCUUAGUGUUUGUGCAACUUAAUAAAAGAUCUGAUCAUUCCUGUAAGUCACAAGGAUGCACAUCGUCCAAAAAUAUUAGUUGUUUUCUAAGCAUCUGAACUUGGCUAACCUUGUUUAAUGAAAAUAAUCAUCAAUAAAAGUAUUAAAAUCCA